AUGGCAUCCUGGCGCGGCACUCGCCGGCGCCAUGUCGCUCUCGUCUUUCUCUUGGCAGCUGCAUUCCUCUACUUCUUCCAACGACAACCCGCGAGCACCAUGUACGACCACACCGGCCGACUCAAGCAAAAGCCCGGCUCGUCGGAGACGGAGAUGGUCGUGGCAAGCAUGAAGAAGGAGAAUACGACGUGGCUGCAGAGCGCUGUACCCCAGUGGAAGAAGAACAUCUACGUGGUGGACGACCCACGGGCGCAGCUGACGGUGCCCGUGAACAAGGGACGGGAAGCUAUGGUCUUCCUGACGUACAUUAUCGAUCGAUACGACACCCUGCCGGGAAACAUCAUUUUUCACCAUGCCGAGCGCUUCCAAUGGCAUAACGACAACCCCGACUACGAUGCUCUGCCGCUACUGGAGUCUUUCAAGCUUUCACACCUAAAAUCGGAAGGCUACGUCAAUCUGCGCUGCGUCUGGGUGCUCGGGUGUCCAGUAGAGAUCAGGCCUGCCAAGGACGAGUCGCCGCCAAGGGAGCAUGAGCCAGUGACGGCCAAGCACGUGUACAAACCUGCGUUUGAGGAGCUGUUCCCAGGACAGCCGAUGCCAGACGAGAUUGGGGUGUCCUGCUGCUCGCAAUUUGCGGUACGGCGAGAGGUCAUUUGGAGACGGCCAAAGGAGGAGUAUGAGCGAUACCGGGACUGGCUGGUCAGCUCGCCUCUCGGGGAUGACCUGAGCGGGCGAGUGUUAGAGUACUCCUGGCACAUUAUCUUUGGCAAAGAGGCCGUGCACUGUCCCGACGCGGGCACGUGCUACUGCAAGCUCUACGGCAUGUGCGAUAUGGAGUGCGAGAAGGACAAGUGCAAAGGACAGUAUCUCCUACCGCCCUUUUCCACAUUACCAGAUGGUUGGCCUAGACGUGGGUGGAAGGGCGAGGAUCGAGGCUGGACAGGCGAGCUAUAA
This is a messenger RNA of Emericellopsis atlantica, 954 nucleotides long. RefSeq lists its product as uncharacterized. The transcript is spliced from 2 exons. The record is from RefSeq and is a predicted model, not a curated record. Lineage: Eukaryota; Fungi; Ascomycota; Sordariomycetes; Hypocreales; Bionectriaceae. The coding region runs from base 1 to 954 and encodes 317 amino acids.